AUGACUACCAUCGCCGUCGUCCUUGACGAGCUCAAAGGGGAACCCACUCUGGUGGUCCCCAUUCUCAAAUACCUUACUGUGACUAAAGGUAAAGGGUUAGCGCCUGAGGAAACCCGCCAUCUCGUCGCCCGCACGCUUAAUUUAGCCCGGCUGAAUCAGCCUUACUCCAAAUGGUGUGGCACCGUGAUGAUUAAGGCGCUUGCCCUUAACUACGAAUUGCUUGCCAGCGAUGGUGCUGCCAUGCUUGAUGUCCUCAUCCAAAACCUCCACGCCUGGAACGCUUCCCACGAUAUUAAGGUGCUUACCGCUACUGUCGAUUCCAUCAAUUUCGUGUGUGACCAGAUUAGAGGUAAGGACACGCUUGUGCGUGAGUUGUUGACGCCGCGGCUUGCGCCCAAAGGCGCUCCGCUGAUCAUUGGCGGCUACCUUGACCAGCUUGAGUACGCGCCCGCGGUGGUGGUGCCGCUGUUGACAAAGAUCUUGGUGCACCACCCCACGGUGUUCCGGGCCUACGGGAACAAGUACUACGCGGCGCUCGUGGCGAUGGUGGCGUUGCCCAACUUCGACGGGUUCCCUGAGCUGCUCCGCCAGCUGGUGUUUGGCGCCAUCGCCACUCUCCCCGUCAUUGAGAACGUGUCGCCGGAAGCGCACUGGCGCGCUCGUGUCGGCGCCAUCAUCGCCGAAAUUGUGAGAGUAUUGAGAGUCUACGGCGACUUGCUCCACUUUGAAGACGAUGGUGAUUUGAAUAAGCUUCUUCUGGGCCUCGAAGCGGCCCCGGCUGCCGUUGACGGUAAGUCAGUUGACCCCAUUUUCGCUGAUCUUGCCAUUGACUUCAACGCGCCGCUGUCGAUCCUUUUACUUAGCACUCGCCUUAAACUGCUUACGGAAUUGCUCGGCGCUUACCUCACUCAAGGUCUGAAGUUGACGGUGGAAGUACCCCUUGGUAAAGCCCUCGGCGUCAUCGAGGCGAUGGUGCUUAUUUCGCCCCGCUUCCACAAGUUUAAGUUUGAUGUCCGCGACGCCAACAUCCAGCACUUGAUUACCCUUUCCACCGAGCUUAACCACACCCACGCCAUUGCGCUCCUUAAGCGCUUGGUGCCGGUGUACUCGGGUCUGCUUUUGCCUCACUUCUCCAGCAUCGUCGCCACAUUGGAGACGGUGGUGCCCAUCCACAACAAGCGCGUCGACACCGUGGCGGUGGUGAGACGCCAGCGGUUCUUUGGCGACUUGUUGGUGGUGGUCGCCGACUUGUUGGCAUUGGCGACGUCGGUGUCUGACCCGUCGUCGCUUCUCCGCUUCCUCGAUGUUGCCGUGGCUCUCGUUGAACCUCGGAUGGCGCCGUCGCCAGCGCUGACUAAUGCCGCUAAUCUGGGCGCCAAGGGCGCCGGUAAAAAGGCUAAGCGCCUGAAGAAGGCGCUGCUGGUGCCCCUCGCCGACUUGCUCACCAACGCCAACUUGUUGGUCGACACCAUCCCCGAGCCGGUGCUUGCCGCCGCUCGCCGGUUCUUCACCACCGUCGUCACUCUGGUGCCGGCGCUCCCGCCUACUUAUCACUACAAGAUGAUGCGCUACAUCAUCCUCGAAGCGGUGCAUGCAAAGUACUAUACUUUACAUCGCCAAGUACCGCAGGAGUUGCGCCAGCUUUUGAUCGAUGCCAUUGUUUACCCUGGCUACGAAAAAGUUCUGAUCUUACCCAUUGUCGCCCUGAUCUUGGCCGACGACCCAUUGGUGCUGGUGUUUACCCACCCACGUUUACCUCCGUUGCCUAAGUUUAUUGAUUUACUGGCUCAUCAGACCGCUGAUUUAGGAGUUGAAGAUGAGUCCGACAGCGAAGACGACGAAGAGCUUGGCGCUGCCAAGCGCGAUGCCGACGCCGAUGCCGACGCGCCGGCGCCUAAAAAGCGCAAGGUCGACGACGUCGCGGUGCCCCAGCCCACCUCGGUGACCCCCGUAGUCGAAGAAGCGGUGGUGGAGACCAUCGCGGAACAACCAAUUGCCGAACCGGUGGCAUUAGUGGAGACGGUGCCGGUGCCGGUGGCGGAGACGGUGCCAGCGGCACCCGCAGCGCCGCUGACUGCGGCAUUGGCGUCGGCACCCGCGGCUGACUCCGACGACAGCGACUUUGAGAUGCCGCAAUUGGACGCUGGCGACUCCGACGACGAAUAG
Messenger RNA from Diutina rugosa, 2166 nucleotides. RefSeq lists its product as uncharacterized. Gene Ontology annotation, cellular component: nucleus. Gene Ontology annotation, biological process: rRNA processing. The transcript has a single exon. The record is from RefSeq and is a predicted model, not a curated record. NCBI's taxonomy places the organism in Eukaryota, Fungi, Ascomycota, Pichiomycetes, Serinales, Debaryomycetaceae. The coding region runs from base 1 to 2166 and encodes 721 amino acids.